Molecule: messenger RNA, 378 nt
Organism: Athalia rosae (coleseed sawfly)
Lineage: Eukaryota; Metazoa; Arthropoda; Insecta; Hymenoptera; Athaliidae
Gene: RpL38
Product: 60S ribosomal protein L38
Exons: 5
Coding region: 118-330 (70 amino acids)
Biological process (GO): translation; protein-RNA complex assembly
Cellular component (GO): ribosome; cytosolic large ribosomal subunit
Molecular function (GO): structural constituent of ribosome
Source: RefSeq, a predicted model, not a curated record
UUUCUUCCGGCAUCUGUCUGUUGCGGUGAGUCGUCUUCUGCGUUACAAAAUUUUAAAUCCAGUUCCAUCACUCAAACCCCUUGUACACUCAGACCGUGCCCCACAUAACCAAACAAAAUGCCACGUGAAAUCAAGGAAAUCAAGGACUUUCUUCUAAAAGCCAGAAGAAAGGAUGCCAAGUCUGUUAAAAUAAAGAAGAAUGCCGAGAAUGUGAAGUUCAAAGUACGUUGCUCUCGAUUUCUCUAUACUCUUGUUAUCACCGACAAAGAAAAGGCAGAGAAACUUAAGCAGUCGUUACCGCCAGGUCUUCAAGUCAAAGAAGUGAAGUAACAUGCGAUACACGUGUCACGUGAAAUAAAAAAUUCUGUAUAAAACUCA